UCAACUCCAGAUCGUUGUGCCCAUCAUCAUCAAUAUAACUUUGACCGAUAAAUCACAUUUGGAAUAAAUAAAAGGAUAUCUAAUCGAAAAUGGAUAAACCUCUGUUAUCAAAAAGCCGACGAAAACUCAACGCCUUUUUUUCACUUCUGAAUUUAUAUUAAACUAGUGAAAAAAAUCCUACAAUUGCAGCCAAUUCGAUUUUCUCCAGAAUAGUCGCCAAUUCGGUACGAAAUUACACCGCCACGAUCAAUAUCACAAGGGAGACAAAUUGGAGGAUCAAAAUUUAUCACUUCAACGAUAUUUAACUAUCUCACCUUCAGGAUUGACAUCUGAAAUUGGUAUGUGGGCCAGUGGGAAUCACCGAACAUGCCGAAGAAUUACGUCGUUACGUUGAUGAUAUGGUGGGCGAUGCACGUGGUUGUCUGUGGAAAACUGGAGCGAAUUGCUCUCGAGUCUCACACUGUUCUCGAUGACUUCAGUGGAUAUCACACUAUAUCAAUUGUUCACUUUCACGUACCAGUGAAUGUAAUCAACAGUCUGUUCAAAUUCACAGCGAAAGAGCUCAAAACCGGUGGUAUCGGUCGUUGCCCCCCUCGAGAUGUGACUGUUUAUUUGAAAUACGGGAGUAUAGCCCUGGGGAGUCCAGACGGAUCGAAAAUUGGGGCUAAGUUGUUUGAGAGAAGGAGGACGUUUUCUAAUUUCACAUUCAAGAGUGAACUUGAUGAAUAUGAACUUCAGAGGCCUAACCCAGCUCCAGGAGACUGGUAUGCAAUUGCAUUUAGGUCCUGGAGUGAUCCUGAUUCUGAAAAAAUUACUCAGCAAGGCAUUGGUGUAACAUGCUCAACGGUUUUGGAUUCAGAGUUGGCAAUAGAGAAAGCGAAAAUCGCUAUAAUAAUUGACCCGACUCAGAAUCAUACAAUAUUUUUGAAUGAAACAAUUAAUUCAGCGCGAUUGCAAUUCCUCGUUUCUGAGAGUAAAGAACCUGUAAAUAUUUCAAUUUCCUCAACUUGUGCAGAUUUGUGUACAGUAUUAGCGAAUUUGAUUGUGGAGGACGUCGUGACGAGUGUCGUGAUUAAUUUCACACAUAAGUCACUAUCAUUCAUCCCAUAUCCAGGAUAUUUUCAUUAUCUAAAUCUGCGGCAUCUCGCCGGGAAUUCCACGAAUAUCACAUUGUCUUUCGUACAGCCUUCCGAGGAGCAGAUAAGACAAAAUGAAAUCGAGUUAGUGAGGAAAACUCUACCGGAAUUCUUCACGUUUGAUUACGACUUUUUUAGAGAAAACUCAACAACCGCAACUCCAGUAAACAUUUCUAGCAAUGGAUUGACUGUUCUCAGCUUUAGAAUCGGUUCUAUUUAUGAUGUCGGUGGAACUUUGUCAAUUGGAAUCAAAUUAUUAAACGAAAGCCGGGAGACUGUAGUUGUUGGAUGUAUAUCAUUAGGGACUUACCCAACAAUCACCGAAAACGGCAGCUGCACCAUCUCAACCUCCAUUAUACCCGCCGACCUGUGGAUCAAUUCUACCACCCCCCAAUUCCUGCACGUACCUUUCCCAGAGCCAGGCACCUGGCACUUGACCUUGAAAUCUUUUACAAUUCCCUCCAACUGCACAUGCAUCCCCUGUACAUUCCUGUCGUGCUCCUGCAGUUGCAUGCAUCCGGCUUCCACUCAAAUUGAAUCCAGCAUAGGUUCCUCUCCCUGCAUCGAAGGAAAAUGCAGUUCCAACGGUAAAUGCAACACCUACUUGCACAGUGGGGGUUUCGCCUUCUCAGCUUGUUACUGCUAUGGAGGAUACAGAGGAUUCGACUGCGCAGAUGACACAUACGUCCUAACAGGAGGCAGAAUCCUUGUGAGAUUCCUGAUGCUCACUCUCAGCAACCUCGCAUUUAUAGCGUCGGUUUAUAUAGCAUUCAAACGAGAGUAUUACACAGAGGCGGUUGUCUAUGGGGCUGUAAUGUUCUUCUCGACGUUUUAUCACGCCUGUGAAGCGGGGGGAGAUGUCAUGGGCGUCUGCAUCACCAGACUUAGUGUUCUCCAGUUUUGCGAUUUUUACAAUGCUCUUUUGUCUAUCUGGGUGACACUGGUAGCAAUGGCAUCCAUCGGUUCCAAGCUUACAGCAUUUUGUCAAAUAGCAGGAGCAAUUGUUCUUGCAUUAGCAGCAGAAUUAGAUAGAACUGCUCUGUGGGUAUUCCUGCUGCCUGCUGUCACCGGGUUUGGACUCAUUGGAUUCUCCUGGGGUUCCAGGUGUAGAAGACAGAGAAACUUCGGAUACCCUGCCUCAAGAUACAAAAAUAUCUAUCUCCCUGCAGGGCUGGGGCUUGUUUCCCUUGGAUUAAUUUGUUAUGCUUUCCUCCAAACUAGGAGAAAUUAUCACAUUAUCCAUAGUUUUUGGCACAUUUGUGUUGCCCUUGGCGUUGUUCUGUUGUUGCCCAAGAGAAAACACAUGAAAUAGUACAGGACUUCGCUGGAUGACGAUGACGAGAGUUAUGAAGAAGCGAUUCACGCGUUCUCGUCACCCGUCGUCAGCGAUUUUGAUAAUGAGUGCGAUCUGAGUGAUUCGUUCCUUCACGCUCUUGAUGAUUGAUAUGAGGGGGGCUGUGAUCGUCGGGAGGAAGGGCGGAGAUAUUGCAGGGAAAAUAUAGAAUUAAUUGGGGGAGGGGGAGUGGUGAGUUAGUGGUCUAUAACAAUUCCAGUUCACAUAUCUUGUUUUGUUAUUUCAUUAAUGGAUUAGCCACAGAAUGGAAACAAACGAGCCGAGUCGGGUUAUCAGGAUGCGUUUCGCACAAACAUCUCCGAUUAUAAGGGGAGACUACUAUGAGUUUUAAAAUAUUUUUCAUACAUUGAAGACCGAUUAUAUGUGGUUAAAAAUGA
Molecule: messenger RNA, 2867 nt
Organism: Diachasma alloeum
Lineage: Eukaryota; Metazoa; Arthropoda; Insecta; Hymenoptera; Braconidae
Product: transmembrane protein 8B
Exons: 5
Coding region: 367-2448 (693 amino acids)
Cellular component (GO): plasma membrane
Source: RefSeq, a predicted model, not a curated record